AAACUCUGCCACAUGACCGAGAAGCAGGAAGCGCCGCUGAUCAUCGUCACAAAGUACACAUCCAGCGCUUCAUCAUCUCCAGACUGAGAGCUGUAGCGGGAUUCGGCGGCCUGGUGGAGAGGUUAAACUGAGAGCAUGUUUUGGAGAGCGCUCUUCGUAACUCUGGUGGUAGCGGCUCUGGGGAUCAGUGCCCAGGGUUCGAAUGGAACAUCAAUUUGUGAUGAUCUUGGCUGUUUGCAGUGCACAAAUAACACUGAAUGUGCCUGGAUGGAUUGUGAUGGCAAAAGUGUCUGUCACAAUGCCAGCCUGAAUGAGAACUGCACCAAAAUCAAUUGCACAGUUGGACCAACUGUAUCUCCCACAACAGAAAACAGCACAACAAUCAACGCCACUACUAUUGCUCCUACAGAUCCUCCACAAACCUCACACCUACCCACAACCAUUACAACUCCGAACAGCACCACAUCAAACACCACCACACCAACAUCAGCCCCCCCUGCUAAGAAGUCUACAUUUGACGCUGCAAGUUUUAUCGGCGGCAUCGUGCUAGUGCUUGGCCUUCAAGCUGUCAUCUUCUUCCUCUACAAAUUCUGCAAAUCUAAGGACCGCAACUACCACACCCUGUAACCUACGCUGCCACUUGGAGGCACCACCUUGCACUACAUAAACACUGAACUCACACAGUCCACAGCUACAAACACAGACACACACUUCUAAUUUCACAACCGGCCUGUAUUCCCUGAUUCAGCCAUGAUAAUGUAUUUGAUGCCUGUGGUUUGAGCUUUAUUUUUCAAUGAGGCUCUCACAAACACACACAUACACACACACACACACACACACACAUACACACAUACAUACAUUUGCUGUAAAUGUGGCCUCUAGAGCAGUGGCAUUGUGGCAUUUCCCUGCAAAUGAAAUUCUUAGAAUUUAAAUAGAUUCUUAUUUGCAACUCUACUCUGCUGUAACCAACCUUUUUGAGCUUUUCAUCAAACUCUUUUGUCAGAGUAGAUCUGCUAAAUAAUGACUUUAAGAUAUUACUCCACAGGCUGAAACAUCUAUUUGUUUGAAUGCCACUGCUCUAGAAAGUGAAGGUUUAAUAACACUAGUUAAUGUUUGCCCAUGGCCUUAGCUGAUUAGCUUAUUCAGAACUGGGAUAUGAUAUUAUGACACACAGUAGUCAAAGUCACACUGGGAUGUUUAUUUUUCUAGUGAUGCUUGUGUCCUGCUGUAUUCAUUCAGCGUUAGCUUUAUGAGAAAGAAGGAAAACUUAAGGAUCCAUCCACCAGAAUCCUGGAAGCCAUAUGUGCAUGUUGAAAAUCAGUGAAGAAUAACUUAAGUUAGUAAGUGAAGGUUUUCUUUUUUUUGUUUGAGACUCUUAAAUCCCUGUUAACAAUCACAUGUCGUUUUUGUUUUUGUUUGUUUUAUUUUAUUCUUUAAUUGUUUUGGUAGAUUAUGGCAGUUGUUUGUUUUGCUGCGACUCCAUUAUUGCCAGAAAAGAAAGCAUGAACUCCCUGCAAUAAAUCAGAGUACCGAGCUCAACCUUUUGCCCUUAACAUCUGUAGAACAGCUGAUUGAGUGCAGUCUAGUACCUGUUUCCAGGAUUAGUCUGUAUAAAUCCACAAGCCAAAUCCAGUACUAAUAAAGAUAAUAGCGUAUUGUAAGCCAGAAAGUGUUGGUGGAGGGCUCUGGAUGGUCGUUUCAUUCUGAAACGGUGUUGGUGUGCCUUUGGGGUUUAUGUUAGUUGUGGCUUGUUCUGCUUGUUCUUGCUUUUUCUCCACUUCUUCCCUCUGAGCCUUAAAAAGUAUGAAUGUCUGAGUGCCGACCACCCGUUGAUGCCAUGCAUGUGUUUUGUGGUGUGCCACCUCCUGCUGGAGCAGGCUUCAUGUUUUGCACGAGUGUGUGCUCAAUAUUCUCAAUGAAGUUGUGUUAAGAUGUAAAGUCUGCCAGCUGGACUGAUUGAUAUAUUAUAAGAGUCUAUUAGCGGAUAAAUAACUAGUUUUAGUAGAUGUACAGUAUGUACAGUCAUUUAAAAUCCUUGGCUCUCCUCAGUUAGCCUUGUGCUUGUUUGCAGUCUCUUUGUCAUUUUUACAGCUGCAUUGCCAUAACUAAGCAAAAGCAUGUGCAUUUCAUAGUCCAUAUGAAAAUUAUAAAGGUACUUAAUUUUACUAAACAAGCUCCUGUUGUGAGGUCUGAAGCCUUCCUCUAGAUGAGAAGAAGGAAGAUUCUGGAAGAGACUUUAUUAGAGUGCAUCCCUUUGCUCAGGUCAAGGGAAGGCAGGGUUCAGUUCCGAGCUCAGCUCCGGACACAGUUCAGAGGCUUUUUAUAUCCUGCUAUUGUCCGGUCCUUGUGCUAAUAGCCUCAGAGAUGUGAGUAAGCUGAGUGCUGAAAAAAGGCUCCAGUAAAAAUAUGACCAGAGCUGUUUAUGUCUACCUAAACAAGAAGGAUUUAUGUAACCCCAGGCUCGUGUCUUAGAGCUGAACUUAUUCAUAUUUAGAAACCCAGAAGGCCACAUAUUUUGGAUAUGUUUGGUUACCAAUUUUAGAACACACACAUGUAUAAUUAUUGAGGCCUGUGAUGAAUUGGAUGUUGACCAUACCAAAUUCCUUGUAUAUGUGGCGGUUCAUAUCCGUUAUUUCUCUGAUUCUCUCCAUUUUUGCUUUUAUCCGGCUUCCACAACGUGUUUGAAGCCGAGGAGAAGAGUGGCCAAAUUGAGAUGGUUUAAGUUUCCAUGUUGAAUCGAAUAGUCUUGAAUAGCUUGCUGCUACUGUUUCGUCUGUUUUGAAAAUUUCUCUUUUAUCAUUCUGUCAGACUAGAAAUGUCAGAAUUGCUUUAUAUUUUUUGAAGGUUUUUGCAUUGACGUGUGCUGAAGCUGUUUGCUGAGGGUUUUUUCGCUGUGCCAUGCUUAUUCCUUGACCCCUUGAUGACCCUGCUCAGACUUAAAUAUUGCUGUCGUUUUUGAUUUUGAUUUAUUUAAGGUCUGUGGUUAAGGCCUGCUACACAUUUCACCAGAACCACUUAAGCCAAUUGUGCAGUCUUUGAAUGAAUUGCUUUUACGCCAAAGUUGUCUAUGCUUGCAUGAUUUGAGGAUUGCUAUUUCGCUCCAUCAGCUUUUUGCCUUGCACUGGGGUUGUUAGUCAUGUGUUAAUGCUAAAGGAAAAAGAAAUUGAGUGCUUGCCUUUUUUGCUUGAAUCAUGCCAAAUGACAAGUAUGUUUCUUUUUUUUUCAUAACUUUUCUGCACAUGAUAGUAGGAGUUAAGUCUGCAUAGUGUCUGGGAUGUAAUUGUUUUUGUUUCUAUUUGCAACAUAGAUACAGAGUGUCAUUAACUCGAGACACACUGUUGCAUGAACAACGUUAGGCAACAUCCAAAGGUCCUGUUGUGUUGGUCCGAGGCUGGAGCCUGUAUUCAGGAAUGUGGAAUGAUGAUGGGAAUAGCCCACAGAGAACAACUUAGGAGUGCCUAACAUAUCUCUCUCUCUCUCGUCUGCUCUUUCUUUUUCUCUCUCUCUCACUUGCUCACUCUUGUGCUCACAUUCUCUCUUUCUGCCCCUCUUUUCUCACUCAGUCUCCCAACUAUUUUUGUCGUUGCUGUAAGAUUUAUCGCCCUUCAUUCCGUUUUGCACCUCUUAAAGAUGAAGUGCCUUAAUUAUGCAGAAGGUUAAAUGAUGAAGAUUCUUGUCUUUAAAUUUGUGGUUCUUUAAAGGGACUUUGCAUGUUCUUGCCUGGGUGAAAAUUGAGUUAAUAUUAAAACAUAUAGAAAUGCUAAGAGCUGAAAUUAGCGGCUAGCUUGCACCACUGUCCAUGCUGUGUUUCACUCUGUUUUUAUUUCUGAUUACUUUUUAGUGUGGUUUGUGUAACAGCCUAUUCAUUCAUUUUCUUUCUCAGUGCCUAGGUUUGUGGAUUUUUUUUGUUUGUUUUUGUUUUUUAAUCUUUCUGUUCUUUAACAGUGUAUGUAUGAGUUAUAGAUGACCUGAGGUUGGUCCAUAUGUGUUAAAGGUUCAAUGAGUGCAUCAUAUUUUGAGAGCAAACUCACAUUGCACAUUGACACCCUGCACCUACACUUGCUAUCGCCUUUGUGUUUCCACAAAGUCUGCCUUAAAAUGUUUUCAGCUCUGUUGAUUGUUUUAUUUCCCUGAAAAUCUUUCAUUUGUUUUCUUUUUCCUUCUUAUUUCUUUAUUUUUGUGCAAUUGCAGUUAGGUUAAAGAUGUUAAAAUCAAUAAUUAAUUAAAAAAGUGAAAAUUAA
Molecule: messenger RNA, 4241 nt
Organism: Astyanax mexicanus (Mexican tetra)
Lineage: Eukaryota; Metazoa; Chordata; Actinopteri; Characiformes; Acestrorhamphidae
Gene: cd164
Product: CD164 molecule, sialomucin
Exons: 6
Coding region: 136-627 (163 amino acids)
Cellular component (GO): cytoplasmic vesicle
Source: RefSeq, a predicted model, not a curated record